Oryzias melastigma (Indian medaka) is the source of this 4951-nucleotide messenger RNA. It is a transcript of the gene ddx24, whose product is annotated as DEAD (Asp-Glu-Ala-Asp) box helicase 24. Lineage: Eukaryota; Metazoa; Chordata; Actinopteri; Beloniformes; Adrianichthyidae. Gene Ontology annotation, cellular component: nucleolus. The transcript is spliced from 9 exons. The coding region runs from base 1720 to 4227 and encodes 835 amino acids. Gene Ontology annotation, molecular function: nucleic acid binding; RNA helicase activity; ATP binding. The record is from RefSeq and is a predicted model, not a curated record.
CUUCUGCAAGAUGCUAAUGUAAAUUAUUUAUGAAUUAAUACUGAGAUAAUAGAAUAUUGUCUCUUCACUAUAAUCAUGGCAAUUUAAACUAAAUUGUUGCUAACUUCACUAAUUAAAAAAAUAAUAAUAAUACAUUAAUUAAUAAAAAAUAUAUUUCUACUUGUAUUUUAUGAUUCAAGUUUGCUUUUCAGAUGUCACAAUUUAUUGAUGCCCUAAAUUGCCAUCCAAAAAAUUGAUUUCAUGUGAUCUGAUCACCUCCACUGUUACUGUCAGUCAUGUUAUGACAAAGUGGAAGUAGUUGGAACAACUGUAACUCAUCCACAAAGUGAUGGGCUCCAUAAACUAACAAAGCAGGAGCACAUCAACAAUUGCAAUAUAAGGAGUAGUUAGAUGCACAGAUUCAAAGCACAUCACUACUAAAUUUUUGGGCAAUGGAGACGAGUCCAAUUUCUUCUUCUGCAAACUUGAUUGGCAGCGCUGGUGUUGGUAGUUGUCAGCAGAAGAGCACCUGCCUGAUUGCAUUAAGCCAAGUGUGAAGUUAAGAUGGGAGUACUACGAUGUGGGGCUGCAUUUAAAAGAUGGCUUACCCCCUUUAGUUCAAGUACUGUAAAUAAGAAAAACACUUACAAAAUUUUUCCCUUGAAAAUCCAGGCUCAUUUUGUUAAUUUCUAGUGUCCCUUACAGUAGGGGUUACCAAACAGUGUAGUAUAAUGUUCUAUUAAUGUUUUAUUAUUUUAAUGUGAAAAAACUACAGUGGGCUGAAUUUUAUGAAACUAAAAUGUGAAUGGAUUUGCCACUAAUUCUUGUUUACUUGUUUUUUGUACAUAUAUUUAAUUUACACUGGAUUAUCUUGCAAGAAAUACAAGGAAUAUGGGAAAUCUUCACCUGCACUGUUCAAUUCCAGGUAUUUACCUCUGAGUCAUUUAACCAUGCGUCAAUAUGUGACAAAUCGGGUGUUGCUGAGUCACACUGUUGAAGUUUUGGCAAAGGUUUUAUUUUAAGGUCAGAGUUCAAAAUAAACAAAUAUUGACUAUGAAUUGUAUCAGCAGACUCUAAUUAUGAUAUAGCGACUUGUACCUAAGUGAGUCGUUUCAACCCGACUUACAAAUGUGAGUUUUGAACAUAAAUAUAUCUAGAAGUCAUUUACAGAAUACAUCAAAAUUCAUGAACAAAUAAAAGUAAAAAUAAGUGAACGAAUAAAAGUAAAAAAGACCAAAAAAGAAAAAAAAGCCCAAAGGACUUUAAACACAUACAUUUCUUUUGAACCUGCUUGUUAAAAUUAAAUUGUCAAAUCAAUGUUUUCCAGAAAACGUUCAUCUUGAACAAUAAAAAAUAGAAACUUUAUUGCAAUGAAGCAUCCUUGUUAAGUAAUCUGGUGGACAACUUACGUAGAUUUUUUUUGUUAAAAAGGAGAUUUAAAUUCAGAAAUUUAAACAGGUUCUACUUUGUUAAACUUUUUUUUUUUAGUAGAUGGUAUAUUGGACUAUUUUUCCCCACUUUUUUUCAUUCUUGUUUGGAUACUGUGUUUAAAUAAAGUUUUUUACAAAACACGUGAUCAACACUGUCAUGGCGGCGCCCUCGUGCAUUGCGUGGUUGUUAACAGUUGUGCGUGUAUUUUGAUACUUGAUAACGCUCCGUCGAGUCAAGAUCUCAGGUUCACUCUCCACCUUGAUUAUCAAAGAUAAUUCACAUUUAUUAAAACUGUUGAAAGUAAGAAAAAUGAAGACAAAGAAAGUGAAAGCCCCAAACAAAAGCCGCUCGUUUGGGUUGAAGAAACAGAGCAUCCGCGCCAAAGGAACGUGGAAAGCGGUCGAGAUAGAUCCCAGCGUGUUCGCGGAACAGGGCCUGGAGGGUCUGGUGUGUUUCGAGGAGCUGACGGAUUAUCGCAUGAUAGACAGCGAGAAAGCUGCAGCCCAGGCAGCUAAGCAACUUAAACGAGAUAAGAAGAUGGCCAAGAAAAGAAAAGUCGAAGAUGAAGGCAAAGAUGGAGAAACUACGUCUACAGAACCAGCGAAGAAGAAAGCAAAGAAGAAGAGGAAGAAGAAGAAGAAAGUGUCUCCAAAGGAAUCUGUGGAAUCAGAAAACGGUGAUGCAGCAGAAGAUGACAAGCCUGCGGGUGAAGAUGGUACCCAAGACCCGAGUGAUCUCGGUGAACAAGAACAGACUAAAAAAAUUAGGAAAAAGAAAUUGAAGACCCACACAGAUGAUGCCACGGAGGAGCAACCAAAGCUGGAUUCUCCAUCUGAAAAAGAAGGUUCUAGUCAAGAUAACAAGGCAAAGCCCACUAAAAAGCAGACAAAGAACUGGACCGCUGCAGCACUUUGUGGUUCUGAUGACAAACAGUCUGAUGUGAGCGCCUGGAAGGACCUGUUUGUCCCUUCUUCAGUGCUAAAAGCUCUCAGCAGCCUGGGAUUUGAGUCACCAACACCCAUUCAGGCCCUAGCUUUACCCCCAGCCAUCAGAGAUCAGAUGGAUAUUCUGGGUGCAGCUGAGACAGGAAGUGGAAAGACGUUAGCUUUUGGUAUUCCCAUGAUCCACACCAUCUUAGAAUGGAAGAGCAACACAGAGGAAAAUCUUCACAACAACAUGGACAAACCCCCCUCAAAUGUGCUGAGUUUAUACUUACCAUCAGUGGAAGAGUCUGUAAAAUCAGAAGAAGAGUCCACAGCAGAGGGGAACCUGGAUGGGAGUGUGGAGGCUUCAGACGAGGAAGAAAACGUGGAAAAAGACGGCUGUGAGGAUCAAGACGAGAAAACUGGAAGCAUGAUUAAAAAUACUGAAGAACAACUGGCUGGUGUCCGGUCUCGACCUCUCCUGGGACUGGUUCUGACUCCCACCAGAGAGCUGGCUGUUCAAGUCAAACACCACAUUGAUGCCGUCACAAAAUUCACCGACAUCAAGACAGCCAUUGUGGUGGGGGGGAUGGCCCAGCAGAAACAAAAGAGGAUGCUGAAACGCUGCCCAGAGAUCAUUAUCGCCACUCCUGGACGUUUGUGGGAUUUGAUCAAGGAGAAGCAUCCUCACCUUCUCAACCUCAGACACCUCCGGUGUUUGGUGAUCGAUGAAGCCGAUCGCAUGGUGGAAAGAGGACACUUUGCAGAGCUGGAGAACCUGCUGGAGAUGCUCAACACCACACACUUCAACCCCAAACGGCAGACGUUCGUCUUCUCUGCCACUCUGACGCUGACCCACAGCCUGCCCAGCCGCCUCCUUCAGAAGAAGAAGAACUUGGAGAAGAGGAGCAAACUGGACAUUCUCAUAGAGAAAGUAGGAAUCAAGUCCAAACCGAAAGUCAUCGACCUCACCAGGAAAGAGGCAACCGUGGAGACCCUGACUGAGACUCAGAUCCACUGUCAGAAGGAUGAGAAGGACUUCUACCUCUAUUACUUCUUGCUCCAGUAUCCUGGCCGCACCAUGGUUUUUGCCAACAGCAUCGAUUGCAUCAAAAGACUGAACUCUUUGCUGGUUAUCCUGGACUGUAAUCCACUGCCUCUACAUGCUAACAUGCACCAGAAACAGCGACUCAAAAACCUGGAGAGGUUUGCAGAAAGAGAAAGUGCUGUCCUGCUAACGACUGAUGUGGCAGCAAGAGGUCUGGACAUCCCCGAUGUGCAGCACGUUAUUCACUACCAGGUUCCAAGAACAUCAGAGACUUACGUCCAUCGGAGCGGCAGAACGGCAAGAGCAACCAAAGAGGGUCUAAGUUUGCUGUUAGUCGGCCCCGACGACAUGAUUAAUUUCAGGAAAAUAUACAAAACUCUUGAAAAAGAUGAGGAGCUUCCAAUGUUCCCUUUUGAGACCAAAUGCUUAGACGCCAUCAAGGAGAGAGUAAAUCUGGCCAGAAAAAUAGAAAAGAUCGAGUUCUAUAACAGCAGAGAAAAGCAGCAUGAUUCCUGGUUCAAACAGGCAGCAGAGGCUCUGGAAGUGGACCUGGAUGAUGAUCUCUUACUUGGCGGAGCAAAAGAUGAAGAUGCUGAGAGGGAGCAACAAAAGAUGGUGAAAGGGAUGAAAAAGCAUUUAAAGCACCUGAUAUCCCAGCCCAUAUUCAAGCACGCAAUGAAGACCAAGUACCCAACUCAAAUGGGCAAGCUGCCUCUCCACCACAUGCCCCACGCCACCAUGGAAAGCGCCCUAACGAGGGUUUCAGUUCAGAAGAAAAACCAGGAGGCAAAACGAGGCUUUUCACAGCAGUGCAAACAACAGCGGCAAAGGAAAGGAAAGCAGUGACUCUGAAAUUCAAGUUUGUGUCUUUAAGCUUUAAAAAAAAAUUAAAAGCAUAAUUAAUGCAAAUGUAAUUGCAUUUUUGAGAAAUAGUUGUACAUUGCAAUAUUUUAGAGAAUUUUUAUUCCCUUAACACGAUGGAUUUCAUCUGUGGCAUUUGAGAAAACAUAAAACAAACAUGACUUCUUUUUUUAUUGAAGUUAGUUGCUUACUUUAAACACAACUUAAUAAAAAAUUACAAAUCAAGAAAGUUAUGUCAAACAUUUUCUCCUUAAUGGUGCAUUACCCCAAAUGUCCAGCAGAGGGAGACAUUUAUAUAAAAAAAGCAAAUUCUGAUUUUUUUUUAAUAAAAUGACACCACCCUGAAUUGAUUUGUCCUUUGCAAGUUAAUGAUUAAUCAUUACAUUCUAUGACUAAUUCCUUAUUUUCUAACUACUAAAAGACUAUAUAGUAUAUAUAACAGAACAUAUAACAUCAAUAAUUUCCCAAAGUAAAAACUUAAUAUGAACAUUUUAUGAAACUACUUAUGAAUCCACUGUGUUCUGAUCAUGAAAACUUGGAUAGUUAAUAAAAGUAACCUUUUUUUAAACAUGCAUUUAAACGCAAUGCAUUGUGGUUGAUAUUUAACAAUCUAGUUAGCGCACUAAUCUACAGUUUUUUGCAGAGAACUCUGGGCAAUUGCUAAGGAACUGGAUUUUGGACCUCUAGAUUCAGACAACUCUAAAAAAAA